Molecule: messenger RNA, 768 nt
Organism: Exaiptasia diaphana
Lineage: Eukaryota; Metazoa; Cnidaria; Anthozoa; Actiniaria; Aiptasiidae
Exons: 3
Coding region: 43-591 (182 amino acids)
Source: RefSeq, a predicted model, not a curated record
ACCUCUCGCACCCUUGACUUCGCCCUUAUCAGUCUCAACAUCAUGCUGGUGACUUUAUUGCUCGCGAUCGCUCUUUUCUGCUCUUCAUCUGCUUCUAGACUUGCUCGUUCUGAGCCGUCAGCCAAAGGCUGGAAACGACUAAACCUCCAUCCUGUGUGCUUCGAGGCUCGUGGUGACCGGUACGGAUCGUUGAUAAGCUAUGCUGAUUAUGGUCUGGUUGUUGCUGUCAAGCUAGAGUAUGUUUCAGGAGAAGUGCGAUGUGUGUCCAACACAGCUUAUAAUAGUCGCUGGGGGUGUGGCCACUAUGGCUCAUAYAUCAAUCAUCCUUUAAACGUCGUCGUCACAGACAGACACAACCACGUCAUCUUCCCUAAAAAGGAGUUUAUCGUGAAUGGUGGUCUUUGGUACUGGCAGCCAUUUGUAAGCGACUCCAACUCCAGGGAUAUUGUCUUUGCUGAUUUUUCAACACCUUUUUACCUGCCUCCAUUUGAACAGAUUCGUGUCUGGUACGGAGAAGAUCUAAAGAACUGGUCAGAGCAUGACAAUCAAGGUCGUGUGUGUAUCAACGUCUACGCCAAGUUCAUGUCGUAGACAGUGGGCUUCCUGUGUUUCGUAGAGCAAUUAGUUGUAAAGUCCUGUCCCAUUUUUCUUGACCAUAGUUUUGUCCGCCAUUAGCGGCUCAGAAGUUUGAACAUAAAGAGGGUCUGGGAAUAGACUGUUGGUUGUAUUAACAUUGCUGGGCAAAAAUAAAAGCUAUUUAUCAAUUCA